This is a messenger RNA of Vombatus ursinus (common wombat), 4562 nucleotides long. RefSeq lists its product as uncharacterized. The coding region runs from base 1 to 1419 and encodes 472 amino acids. Lineage: Eukaryota; Metazoa; Chordata; Mammalia; Diprotodontia; Vombatidae. The record is from RefSeq and is a predicted model, not a curated record. Gene Ontology annotation, molecular function: protein binding. The transcript is spliced from 7 exons.
AUGGGAGAGGAAGCUUCUGCCCCCAGGCGCCGCCAGGGCGGAGCAGCCAAGCGCACCGGAGCCUCGGAGCGGAGCUGGAGCCGGAGCGAGCGCGGGGGCACCGCACACCACUGCGCCUCUCGAGGCACCCGGCCAGGGAAAGAAGGAAAGAAGGGGCGAUGGGCGGCGGCCAGCGAUCCCGGCGGCCGUCGCUCGCCACGGCCAGCGGCCCAGCUCGGAGCUCGCCCUGAAGGAGGCAGCUCAGGGUUCCCCUGCUUCCCUGCGCCCCCCGCCCCCCCGGGGGGACUCAGCAUCCCGCGUGGCCAAGAUGCGCCCUGGGCGCUUUUAGGCGGAUGCGAGCGGCAGCCCCCCGCCCAGCUCUCACUCGGCUCGCCGCUGGCUCCCGGCUGCCCUCUCCGGCCUCUCUUCCCCGGGCCCGAGCCCACGGGAGCCGGGCCCCGCCCCGCCCAGUUCCAUUGCGCCCCGCCCAGCCCGGCGGAGAAGGCAGAGAAGGAGAGACGCCUGGCCCCCUCUCCGCCCCCCGCGGUGUCUCCCAGGAGCUCAGGGCGCAUGGAGAGGACCGCGGCCGGCUGCGUGUGCCCGGAUGAGCAGAGCAUCCUUCCGUGUAAGAAGGAGGAGCUGCAGUGUGACAACGGGCUGUGCCUGCUGAACUGGCUACGCUGUCACUACAAGAAGGACUGUAGUCGAGACUACAUGUCCAUCAAAAUCAGCUGCUCCAAAAUUCACUCCAACCAGAGCGGCCCCAUCAACAAGUACCCAGUCUUCACAGAGAGCACUGGCGACCCCAGCCUGCUGGUGUCCCCUCUGCUGGUGGCUGGGGUGGUCAUCGGCCUGGUGCUAUUUCUGUCCUGUGUGACCAUCAUUGUGGGCAGCCUGCGGAAGGAUGGGCGACUCCGGAACCACCCACACCUGAGGAGGGACCCCACCUAUGCUCCAGAUGGCUUCUCCUAUGGUGGCUCUGUUGGAGAGCUGAGAUCCACCUGCAUCGAGGAGUUCCCUCCUGCCUUCGACUUUGGUGCCUACAUGGAGACAUUGUCCCAAGUCAACGUGCUGUACCCAGACUCACCCCCGGGCUAUGAGGAAUGUGUGGGACCAGGGUCAACUCAAAUCUACAUCCCCACUGAAGACCCUCCACCAUACUCACUAAAUGACCCUUGCCGGGACAGGGAUGUCUCCAUCCAGAUCAGCGCGGCAGAGUUGAGGGAUGAGGAAGAAGAUGGGGCUUCUUUGCCUGUGGCCGAGAGGGAUGCUGGCUGUUCCAUCAGAUCUCCCCAAGGACAAGCAGCCAUCUCCACUAUUGCCCUAGAAACUGUGCCACCCUAUGAAACUGUAGUGCAUGACCCUAAUGUGUUCCUUCCUCUUCAGAGUCUGAAAAGCUCCCCAGCUGAGUACCAGACCCUUCUCAACAGGACUGUGUAACCAGGGGAGGCCUUUGCUAACCCACUUCAGAGGGGAGGGCCUGACUAGCUGCAAACACACGUACACACAUGCAGAGAAAAACAGUAACAACAACACAAAACCCACGAGGUUGGGGGCAGUGUCAUUCAAUAAUAGAAUGAACCUCUCACUACCAGCCCAACGUACAAAACUCCCUUCUGUUCCCUGUCCCUUUCAGGACCUGGGACAUGCAGGGCAUUAGCUCUUUUCUUCCAGCCCCUUCCUCUCCCUGCAUUUUCCCAGCAGGUUCUCAAAGUUUGUGUAACCUGGGUGGUCAGAGUCUGAUUUCUGCAUUGGGAAUUCUUCCCUAAACUGCUAACAGCCUCUGCUCAGGCAGCCCUUAGGUCAUUUCUGCCGUACUCCAUGCCCCCUUCACUCUCUGCCCCCACCCCCGUCCUCUCCUCAGAGAGACGCAAGCUGGUUGAUCUGAGAGUGCUAGCAUGGGCCAGAGGUCAGGGGAAAUAGACAGGUGUUGUCAACAGCGGCUUGUGCUACCAAUGGAAAAAAAAUUCUCCCUUCCAAAUGAGAUUUUAAAAUGAAUUUGAAGAGGCAAUAGAGUGGUAUCCACCACCCACAACACUCGACUUGAGCAGGAGCCCAAUGGUAGGCACCCUCAGUCCCUCCAAACCAAUGGCUAGAACUUGGAUUGGAACUUAUCCUUCUCAGGCCAUCCACACAGCUCUAAGGUUGGCUGGCCUGGACCAGAAGAACCCAAGUAAGCCAUGCUAUCAAAUCAUUCCCAGAAGGCCCACCUUGUGAGCCUGAGCUUAUUUAAAGGGCAGCAGCCCCUCACAGAGCUAAACCCCAUGGCCUUGAUUUUCUGGCAUUCAUAUCCUCUGUCAGACAGCCUCUCCACAGGUUUGAACUAAUGGGUCCAAUGGACAAUGCCCUGAUAAGAGAGUGAGAGUUGUCUUGGCCUGGUGGUGUGUCCUGGGCCCAAUCACUUCUCAAUAUUCGAUGAGUGGUUUCCCUGUUAGUUCAAUUAAGCAAACACCAAUUGUAUACAGACCCCUAUGCUGGGAAUCAGGGGACAUAAUAAAGUUUAUAUAAGACAUGGUCUAUGUCCUUGUGGAGCUCUAGUCUAGAGAAACUUGCCAACUAAUGCUUCAACCAGAGAGAAAAGAGUCUCUUGGCCUAGAGAUGGGUUGGGCUGCAUAUACAAGCCUAACUUCAGUGGGUCUGUGGCUGCAAAUUUUCCCAGAGAAGUUGAUGGGCUUAAAUCUUCCCCCUCACCCCCAACCCAAGCACAUUUAGUUAACACAUGGAUGACAGGCCAGACAACUUUGGCUUUAAAUCUCCUAGGAAGGAUGAGAGAAAGACAUAGUCCAGAAAAGAGGGCUGGAAACUCAGUGGGGGAUCAGCCCCAGAAUUCUUCAGCCGUUGGAACCCCUUACAUAAGAUGAGAAACCUUUCCUCUGAUCAGCAGCAUGAGAACAUUCAGGCGGGAUCCAGAUAGCCAGACCAGAGGACAGACAGAGGCUAAGGAAGGAGAUCUGUCUCAGGAGGGCAAGGAGGUGCCAGUUGGCUCUAUCAGAGCCACAGACUUUUCUGAACAUGGGUGUGGGGACAAAAUGGAGUUGUGUUGGAAACCUCCAACACUUCCCUCCACUGGAGGGAGCUUUGGGUAUUGGACAACCACCCACAUUGGCCCUGCUGCUGCCAGGAGCCAUUGUUCCGGAGCUGGCCUUGAAAAAGGCAACAUGAAACAACCCAGAAGUUCCGUUUUACCCACCCAAUCAUCAACCCCAUCUCCUAACCCUCCUUCUGCUUCUCCCCAAACCCAGGGCCUUUACUCUAAAAGCAGAGUGGUGUUUUCCAAAGAACAUGGGAGUUGGAGUCGGAAGACCUGAAGCUGAAUCCCUGUUCUUCAAUCUACUACCUGUGUGACCUUGGACAAGUCACAACCUUUCUGGAAACAUUCAGUUUCCUCAUCUGUACAAUAAGGGGGUUGGGCUAGAUGAUCUCCGUGGUCCCUGCCAACUCUCAAUCCCCUAAUCUUAGGUCCCUGUGUCCCUUUUUUAAAAUACCAGGAUUUUCAUCCUGUUUCUUGCUUCCCCCCACCUACUUCCCCUGCCCCCAUUAAACUUUCCGAAUCCAGUGAAGGGCUAUGACUUUUCUUCAAUCACUUUUUAAGGAGCUGGGGGCCAGGAAGGGGGAGAAAAAAAAAUGAAGAUUUUAUAUUUUACUCUAUGUAAAAUUAGAAUUUCUCCCAGUGCUAUUCACUGCUUUUCAAAGGCUCUCUUUAGCUCUGUUUCCGCCUUGAUGUUCUAAUUCAUUCUGUGGAUACUAGGGAUUGUUUACAAACAGCUAUCUGUUCACUUUGGUGGUUUUACUGUUUUAUAGGGGGAAAUAUAUCUAUCUUCUCUCUCUGUCGUACUGUAUAGAUUUUCUACAUGCACUGCAGGGCCUUGAGUCUCCUAAGAAACCUGUCCUCCUUCCACACCGUAGCAAGCUUGGGUAACCAACCAAAAAACUUUCAGGACACAUCAGCUUUUGCAGCUGGCUACAGAGACGGAGCGGGACAUGUUUUCUUUCUUGGGCUGGGCUCUGAAUUGAGCAACAAUAUAUUCUUUCUUUGUUCCGAAUAAAUAACCAACAAUGUAGCACUUGUAGACAUAACUUAGUAAUCGAGUGCACAGCUGGGCUUUUCUUUCCUUAUUGAAACUUGUAAGGAAAGGAAACAGCAAAAACAGCAGCUGAUUCAAAUGCCUUGAUUUAGCAAAUAAUGUUUUAACCCAGCAAGCCUUCACCUGAAUGUUUCUGAAAAUUAGAAUCUGUAAGCAGUACAAAGUGUUUUAUUGUUCACACAGGAUGAUUUUGCAGCUGGUUACAUGCUGUAAAUGACUUGCUGGGAUGACUUUUUUUUUUUAAAUCUCAUCUGAAACCUGGUAUCAUUUUUUUUUGAGACUACGGCAAAUGUAUGGGUCCCUGAGACAAGUGACGAUCUUUAGCCCUGUUCCAGCAAUACUGACUGGGUCCAGGAGCUUCAGGGGACCAUACAUUUUUAAAAGAAUAGUCGUUACUCAACUUUCAGGUCAUACUGGUUUUUACCACCAGGAAGACGUGUAUCCAGAGUUGACUGUAGAGCUGUUUUUAAUUACACAAUAAAGAACUAUUUCACACUU